AUGUUUACUUUGCCAAUUCGCAAUUACAGGAAAGUUUUCCCGGCUAUAGUAAAACGCAUUCACUAUUUUAUGGUACUUUUAUCAAUCGCAGAACAGAUUUCUGCAAUUAGUUCACUUUUGGCUUCCGCCAUCUGUCACCUCAAGAACAUCAGAGAGGAUAAAGUGCUCUUGAGAAAGUUCGAGCAGUUGGUAUUCCUCCGCAAAACUAUCGAAGAAUAUUUCGGUCUUCAAAUCCUAGCCAUGAUUGCGACAUUAUUCGUUUCACUUUUAACCCUAGCCUUUUGGACGGCUACAAUGAUGAUCAAUAUGGUUAA
Molecule: messenger RNA, 314 nt
Organism: Nezara viridula (southern green stink bug)
Lineage: Eukaryota; Metazoa; Arthropoda; Insecta; Hemiptera; Pentatomidae
Source: the annotation of a GenBank genome assembly